This is a messenger RNA of Xyrauchen texanus (razorback sucker), 4531 nucleotides long. It is a transcript of the gene vps8, whose product is annotated as VPS8 subunit of CORVET complex. Gene Ontology annotation, cellular component: CORVET complex; early endosome; HOPS complex. Gene Ontology annotation, biological process: protein targeting to vacuole; endosomal vesicle fusion; vesicle-mediated transport. Gene Ontology annotation, molecular function: protein binding. Bases 102 to 4340 code for a protein of 1412 amino acids. The record is from RefSeq and is a predicted model, not a curated record. NCBI's taxonomy places the organism in Eukaryota, Metazoa, Chordata, Actinopteri, Cypriniformes, Catostomidae. The transcript has 45 exons.
AGGAUGUAAACUGUUGGUGCAGAGCAGUACAACUGGAGCUGAUAAAGAUAUGAUAUAAACUAUAUUAUUAUAUUAUCUGAGAUCUGAUUUAUGACUGAAUAAUGGCCGAAUCUCCAGACAGCCGCAGUCUUGUGUCUGCGUCCUCACAGCUCAAUUUAAUGGAAAUAGAGGCGAUUGAUGAUAAGGAGUUUGACAUUCCUCAAGUGGACACUCCUCCGACACUAGAGAGCAUCCUGAAUGAGCCUGAAGAUGAGGAUGAGCCAUUUAUUCUAGAGGAUACGUGUCUCCUGAACACAGAGAACAUUGAUACCCACUCGUGUGAAACAUCCUCUCUGGCCAGCUCUGACAGUGGUGACCGCACACACCUGAAGAGGAGGAGGAAAGCUAUGGAAACUAAUGCUACAGUACACGGAUCCGUUCUUAGAUGCAAUGUACUGAAAGGCAUCUCGGCCCAGAUAGUAUCUGCUGCGGAUAAAGUUGAUGCAGGCUUGCCUACUGCAAUAACUGUUUCCAGUGUGAUAGCCGUGGGGACGUCGCAUGGUCUGGCCUUAGUGUUUGAUCAGAACCAGGCCCUGCGGCUGUGUCUGGGCACCACAGCGACUGGAGCAGAGUAUGGAGCAGUGUCAGCUCUCAGUAUUAAUCAGGACUGCUCACGGCUGCUCUGUGGCUUUGCUAAAGGACAGAUCACCAUGUGGGAUCUGGCCAAUGGUAAACUGCUUCGAACUAUCACAGAUGCCCACCCACCUGGCACUGCAAUCCUACAUGUCAAGUUCACUGACAACCCAACAUUAGCAGUGUGUAAUGAUAGUGGGGGAUCAGUGUUUGAACUGUCAUUCAGGAGGGUGAUGGGGAUGAGGACGUGUGAAUCCAGGUGUUUAUUCAGUGGUUCUAAAGGAGAGGUUUGCUGUGUGGAGCCUCUACAUGCUGGACCUGAACUGAAAGAACAUCCCAUCACUCAGUACUCCCUACUGGCCAUGGCCUCACUCACCAAGAUACUGCUGAUAGGGCUGAAGCCUUCACUCAAAGUCUGGAUGACUUUUCCCUAUGGCAAGAUGGAUCCUGGCAGUGUCCCCUUGUUGGCUUGGCAUUUUGUGGCAGUGCAGAAAGCAGUCAAUCCUGUUCUGGCCUUCUGCAGAGGAGACACCGUCCACUUCCUGCUGGUUAAAAAGGAUGAUUCUGGGACCAUACAUGUUAUAAAACAGCGACAACUCCAACUCAACUGUGACAUCAUCGGUCUGAGUUGGAUAAACCCCCGUACAUUGGUGUUAAUGGACAGCACAGAGAAGCUGCGUGUGGUGGACAGACCCAGUCAGGACGAGCUGGAGACAGUGGAUGUGGCCGAGCUGCAGCUGGUAUACAAUAGCAGCCAUUUUAAAUCCCUCGCCACUGGAGGAAAUGUCAGCCAAGCCUUGGCUCUAGUUGGAGAGAAGGCAUGUUACCAGUCUGUGUGCAGCUAUGCAGGCCAGAUUAUUUAUCUAGGAACGAAGUCUGUGCAUAUCAUGAAACUGAGGAACUGGCGUGAGCGUUUGGACCAUCUGCUUAAACAGGAGAAGUUCAUGGAGGCUCUCUCUCUGGCUUGGUCCUUCCACGAGGGCACUGCCAAAGCUGUGCUAGGUCUAUUUGCAGACCCUGCUAAGAGAAAAGGUGUGGUUGCAGACAAGAUGGUGGAGAUUUUGUUACAGUAUGUGGACUGCUCUCUGAAAAAGUGUCCAGAGCAAGGAAAGAUACAGGUGAUGGAGCAACACUUCCAGGACAUGGUUCCUGUCAUGGUGAAUUACUGUCUCCUUCUACAGAGGACGGACCUGCUGUUUAAUCAGAUUUACCCUCGGCUGGUGGAGAACUCUGUGGCCAAAGGUGUGUUUCUGGAGAGUCUGGAGCCCUACAUUCUGAGUGAGCGGAUUGGAUGUCUGACUGCGCCCGUCAUGAGAGACCUCCUAAGCUACUUCCAGGAGAACGGCAUGAUGGAGAGUGUGGAGGGAUGCCUGGUCCACAUGGAUAUCACCAACCUGGACAUACAACAGGUGGUGCAGAUGUGCUGGGAUAACCAACUGUAUGACGCCAUGAUCUACGUCUUCAACAGUGGCAUGAACGACUAUAUCAGCCCCAUGGAGAAACUCUUGCAGGUGAUUGGUCCUCCUCUUCGUGACGAAAAGCCUCUUACAGAUGAGCAUGUUGUGAUGGGAAAUAAACUGCUGGUAUAUAUCAGCUGUUGUUUGGCAGGACGGGCCUAUCCUUUGGGGGACAUUCCUGAAGAUCUGGUCCCUCAGGUGAAAAACCAGGUGUUUGAGUUCCUCAUCUGUCUACACUCAGUAGAGGCUGAACAGGAAGAGGAAGUGUAUCCCUACAUCCGAACUCUCCUCCACUUCGACACUCGAGAGUUCCUCAACGUCCUGGCACUGACAUUUGAAGACUUCAAGAAUGACAAACAGGCUCUGGAGUAUCAGCAAAGGAUUGUGGACAUUUUACUGAAGGUCAUGGUUGACAAUUCUGACUUCACACCAUCUCAAGUCGGCUGUCUUUUCACCUUCCUGGCACGCCAGCUUGCCAAACCUGAUAACACCCUCUUUGUUAACCGGAAGCUGUUUGACCAGGUUCUGGAGUUCCUGUGUAGUCCAGAUGAUGACUCUAGACAUACAGAAAGACAGCAGGUACUUCUGGAGCUGCUGCAGGUUGGGGGUGUGGUCCAGUUUGAUGAGGGGCGUCUCCUCGACCUUGCAGAGAAGGCGGAGUUUUAUCAAAUCUGCGAAUUUAUGUACGAGAAAAAGCACCUUUUCGACAAAAUCGUCGACUGCUAUCUCAAAGACCCUUUGAGAAAGGAGGAGCUCUUCAACUACAUCCAUAACAUCCUGUCCAUGCCGGGCUACAGCCCAGAGGAGAAACAGUGUGUGUGGGUCAAAGCCCUUCAACACGUCAAGGAUCUUGUCAGCAUCAACUCAUCUAAGGCAGCAGAGUUGGUAGUGGUGCACUUUGCAAACGAGGUGCAGUCUAUCAUCACAACUCUGCAGGAUGACUAUUUGAUAUUCCAGUUUCUGAAGUGCCUACUGGACCACAGCUCCAGAGAGGGCCUGAAUCCAAAGGCUGUGCUUAAAUUAGGCCCAGAUCUUCAUGAGCUCUUAGUGGAUCUGAUGUGUCAGUUAAGUCCUCAGGAUGUCACAGCCUUCCUUAAGAACUCUCAAGACUACCGACUGGAGGAGGCCAUCCAGAUCACAGAGAAACACAAGUUGCAUGAGCCCACAGCCUAUCUGCUGGAGAAGAAGGGAGAUGUACAUGGAGCCUUUGAAGUGCUGCUGCAGACCCUGAAGGGCAAACUCCACAAACUUGCUCUAGAGGGCUCACAGGCUGACAGACCCAAUACUGAAGAGGAGGAGACAGAUGAUGAAGUGCAGAGUCCAUUGCAAAGAGUGGAGGAAGCUCUGCGUGACAUCAUUGCUUUGUGUCAGAGGAGCUCGCACGGCCUCAACCAGCAGCAGAGAGAGGCUCUGUGGUUUCCUCUCCUAGAGGCAAUGAUGUCACCACAGAAACUACUCAAAGGUCCUGAUGCCAAAUACACUUCAGAUGCACUAAAAGAGCUUACCAUGAAAGUCUUAAACAGCAUGUCUAGCUUCAUCACCCCGCCUGCCAUCAUUCAGCGUAUCCUGCAGGACCCUGUAUAUGGGAAAGGAAAGUUGGCUGAGCUCCAGGGACUCGUUUUAGGAAUGCUAGAGACCUUCAACUAUGAACAGACCUUAUUGGAGACAACCACCAAUCUGUUGAACUCUGAUCUUCACUGGUCUCUGUCACACCUGCGUAAGGCGGUCAGUAGAGGACUCCACCCGAAACAGGAUCACUGCAACAUCUGCUUACAGCAGUACAAGAGACGACAGGAGAGUGAGGAGGAGAUCAUUAUCUUCAGCUGUGGUCACCUGUACCACUGCCUGUGUCUUCAGCGUAAAGAGUCGGGGAUUUUGAACGAGAGGCUACACUCAUGGAGCUGUUACAAAUGCACAUCCAGUCAAGGUUCACGGCCAGCGGACAGAUCCAGUGUAGAGAGCUCACGAUCACGCUCCACGUCUCUAGCACAGACCAAAGUGACGUCUGCUCAUCGUGGGAUUGUGGCAGAGGCUCAUCGGAGAAAGAUGUUGACUGAAGCCACUCUAGAUGUUCAGCAGACACAGGCAUGGGAUCAGCUCCGCUCUAUCUACAGAGGACCAUCUAGGCUGGCUAUUCUGACUGAACUCACCCAUUCUCAUGGCAAUGAGAGGGCCGGCCUUUCAAACCCCACCCAUCCAGGAACAGGGAGUAUUUAUCACAGUGAGAACUUCCAGUUAAAGCUUUCUCCUCCGCCAUUGGUGGAAGAGUAGAAGACUCUGCCCAUUGUUACAAGUCUUAAUAAAGCACUACCAUGUCUGCACAGAAAUGCUUUCCCAUGUUGUCAUUUUGACUUACAACCAACUAGCAAUGUGAUAAAUGGUGUCUCUUAUGUUGAUCAGAGUGUGAGAGGUUUGUAGGGUGGGAAAGGAGGAAAUUGGAAACUUGUGAUUUCAACUGAAAG